GCAAAUCAUAGUUUCUGCAUUACAGGGAAAUAUGAAGUGUCUACAGGAGCCGAUUCAUCUGUGUGUAUCAGCCAUGGCAAGGCUGUGGUCGAGGUAACAAAUGCUCCCGUUGUCGUGAAGCCGGAUUUAAGCAUAGCCGGCUACCAUUUCACAGCUACUGUAACGAACAAGGAAAAGCCUCUACCGGAUGUUCGCCUUACCUUGUAUUCAGAGGUUAAGCCAGAACUCACUGACUGCAAAGCUAUUUCUUCACCGGUGAAAGGUGCCGAAUCUGCCAAGUUCUCGUGUCCGAUCGGUGCGACGUCAGCUGAAGGUCGUGUUGUGGUACCAUGUUUGCCAUCAGGAACAUAUUUCAUCACGGCUGAGUACAAAAAUGGCGAUACGGAGUUCCAGUUCAAACCUUCAGUGCAAAAGCUAGUUGUGAAGGACCGCGCCACCACGAUUUCGUUCUCCGUCAGUGGAUUUACAGCACGUGGACGAGUUGUUGUUGGCAAUAAAGGAAUAUCUGGGGCAGAAGAAGGUCCAGUUGAGGUCACAGCACGUGCACCUCACGCCAAAUUCAGCACAGUGAAGAGCACCUUGACUCUUCCAAAUGUCAGUAUUCGAGAUGUGGUCGUAGAAGGAUUUGAUGUUUGUGGAAGCGUUGAAAAGAUGGCCAGUGAGGCAAUCGCAACGCCUCUCGUGCUGAAGCGUGUCGAUAAUGCAGAUACCGUCUCGAUUCGACCAGCUGCCGAUGGAAAAUUUUGCAAAAUGGUUCCACCGGCAAAGUAUACGAUUUCGGUGCGAGUUAUGGUUAUUAGUGCUCUUACUUGCUCAAAACUUCCAAAUAAAGUUUCUUCGUUGAAGCCAGCUGACGCCGCUUCGACAUUGACGCCACGAUCACUGGAUAUCGACCUAACUGCAUCAUCUGUGCGCGAUUUACGCUUUACGCACUUCAAGACGGACGCCGUGGUGCUUGUCACUUGUAUAGGGACGUGCGAAACCUUGUCGAUAUCGUUGUUGCAUGGAGGGAAUGUUAUCAACACAGUUCGUGGCAAGGAUGAAUUUAUCUUCAAGAGUAUCGGCCCUGGAAAUUAUAGAGUUCGAAUCGACGAAGGGGACCGAGGUUGCUGGGAACAACGUGAGCUCCCGUUGGUCAUUGAAAAAGUUCGCCCUCAACCAGUGCAUUUCGUACAGAGUGGCUUUGCAAGCAGUAUCAAGCUCAGCCAUCCAGCGCAACUGAAAUGGUCUCAUAUCGAUAAGAAACAACUUCGUGGAGAUGUUAACGCGCCUGCUGGUUUGUCAUCAAUUUGUGUGCCAGUGCAAGGUCGAUAUCAUGUGCAACUGAUUUCCUGCAUGAAUUUUGAACCACAGCAGUUUGAUAUAAAUGUUGCAUCUGAUCACGUUUACGAAUCGAAAGCACUCGAUGCAAAGAUCAGUGGUGUUAUAAAGAGCACGGAUGGAAGCGGAUUCAUUGUGAAAGUGAAGGGAGAUUGUGCCGAAAAUGUGGUGCAGUUCGUUGCUACUAAAGGAAUAUUUAUCGAUGGAUCGAUUAUUCCGGCUGUGGCUGGUGUGAAGGUUACUGCUCAACACAAACAAGACGUAAGCAUCCACUUCCAAACGAUUUCCGAUGCAAAGGGAAAAUACCGAGUUGGUCCCGUUCGUCGCGCCGAAGACAUGAAAAUUACCGCUGAACUUGACGGUUAUGCGUUCGCCGAGAAACCCGGUCAUGUUGGUCAAAUAAUGAGCACCAAACUUAGCAAGUUGACAGUUGUCGUGUCGGAUAAAGAGACAUCUGAACGCUUAGAUGACGUGCUCUUGUCGAUUGUCGGUGGAAAGGAUUAUCGGAGUAACAGUAUGAUCGAUAAGUCAGGAGAAAUCAAUUUUGUGGGAUUGGCCCCUGGUGAUUACUUCCUUCGAGCAAUCCUGCAGGAGUAUAAGUUUGAACCAUCAACGACGACGAUCACAGUGAAGGAGGGUCAGCACGAACAUGUUGAGCUUCGUGGAAAAAGAGUGGCAUUCAGUGUGUUUGGACGUGUACGUGAGAUGUCCGGAUCGUCUGUGGUUGGAGCAGUGGUGGAAGCGCUGUCUGAACAAUGCGAUCAGCAUCAAUCAGAAGCUGUCACCGGAAAAGAUGGUUCCUUAUCGUAUCCGUGCAUUGAAACCUGGCUGUCAAUAUCGAGUGUCGAUUAA
Cooperia oncophora is the source of this 2172-nucleotide messenger RNA. The record is from the annotation of a GenBank genome assembly. Lineage: Eukaryota; Metazoa; Nematoda; Chromadorea; Rhabditida; Trichostrongylidae.